AAAAUUGUUUUAUUUUUUUGGUGAAACGCAAAAUCUGUCUGUAGACAUUAACCUUACCAUUUACCAUUGCACGUCUAUCAAACACGAGAAAAUACGCGAUACGAAUUUGAAAACAAGCUAUUAAUGGAAUAGAAUUGUUGAAUGCGUGCGCACAAACACCGACAGCUGAGAGAAGAUCAAAUUUAGGGUGCAUACGUAAGAGUGUACUCUAGAAUCAUACAUCUUUAUUACUGCAUUGGGCCCUUUUAGCUACCAUGGCGCACUGUAUGCGAGUUUUGCAUCGCCAAGGGGGCAAGGCCAGCAGUGUUUUGCUGACCGAAAUCCAGAGAAGAUGUUUCCACUUAUCACCUUUGGCAGCCGCCGCCGCACAAGUGGCAAUGAGCAAGUUCGACAAAGACGGAAUGCCAUAUGAUAAAUUAGUCAAAAAUCUUGAAGUAGUUAAAAACAGACUCAAACGGCCACUAACUCUAUCAGAAAAAGUGCUUUAUUCGCACUUGGAUGACCCAGCGAAGCAGGAUAUCGAACGAGGAACAUCUUAUUUAAGAUUGCGACCGGACCGUGUGGCUAUGCAAGAUGCCACCGCUCAAAUGGCCAUGUUACAAUUCAUCUCUAGUGGUCUCAAAAGAGUUGCAGUACCUAGUACUAUCCACUGCGAUCACUUAAUCGAAGCCCAAAUAGGCGGCGAACAAGAUUUAGCACGAGCCAAAGAUCUUAACCAAGAAGUGUACAGUUUCUUAAGUAGCGCUGGAAAUAAAUAUGGUGUUGGCUUCUGGAAACCAGGAUCAGGUAUCAUUCAUCAAAUUAUUCUCGAAAAUUAUGCUUUCCCCGGUCUUCUAAUGAUUGGCACCGACUCACACACACCAAAUGGUGGCGGUUUGGGUGGUCUUUGCAUCGGUGUUGGCGGUGCAGAUGCUGUAGAUGUGAUGGCGAACAUACCUUGGGAAUUGAAGUGUCCGAAAGUUAUCGGUGUUAAAUUGACUGGCAAACUCGGAGGCUGGACUUCCCCCAAAGACGUCAUUCUGAAAGUAGCCGACAUCUUAACAGUCAAGGGCGGCACAGGCGCCAUCGUCGAGUACUUCGGUCCUGGAGUGGACUCCAUUUCGUGCACCGGCAUGGCCACCAUUUGCAACAUGGGUGCUGAAAUUGGCGCUACCACGUCACUUUUCCCUUACAACAGUCGCAUGUCCGACUACCUCAAAGCCACGAAACGUGGUGAAAUCGCAGGCGUAGCCGACAAAGUCAAGAACGUACUUUUGAACGCCGACCAAGGCUGCAAUUACGAUCAAGUGAUUGAAAUUAAUCUCGAUACGCUGGAACCACAUGUCAAUGGACCUUUCACACCCGACUUGGCUAAUCCCAUCAGCAAACUGGGAGAAGCUGCCCAGAAAAACGGAUGGCCCAAUGAGAUUAAGGUCGGACUGAUCGGGUCUUGUACGAACAGCUCGUACGAGGAUAUGGGCCGCUGCGCCAGCAUUGUGAAGGAAGCGCUGAAGCACGGGUUGAAGUCGAAGAUUCCGUUCAACGUGACUCCCGGAUCCGAACAGAUUCGGGCCACGAUAGAAAGGGAUGGAAUUGCGAAAACUUUGAGAGAUUUCGGCGGCACGGUUCUGGCUAACGCCUGUGGCCCCUGCAUCGGUCAAUGGGACCGAAAAGACGUCAAGAAGGGAGAGAAAAACACCAUCGUAACCUCAUACAACCGCAACUUCACAGGUCGGAAUGAUGCGAAUCCUGCAACUCAUUCGUUCGUCACGUCUCCGGAAUUGGUAACGGCACUCAGUAUUGCCGGCCGCUUAGAUUUCGAUCCUACAAAGCAGGAGUUAACCGGUGCCGAUGGAAAAAAAUUCAAAUUGAGUUCACCAUUUGGGGAUGAGCUUCCCAGCAAAGGCUUCGAUCCUGGUCAAGACACAUACGAAGCACCUGUGAAAGACGGCAACACGGUUAAAGUAGAUGUUAGUCCGAAGUCCCAAAGAUUGCAGCUGUUGGAGCCUUUUGAUAAGUGGAAUGGCAAAGAUUUGCAGGAUCUAGUCGUUUUGAUUAAAGUUAAAGGGAAAUGUACGACGGAUCAUAUUUCAGCGGCAGGACCGUGGUUGAAAUACCGUGGACAUCUUGAUAACAUAUCUAAUAACUUAUUUAUUGGGGCUACCAAUGCAGAGAAUGGUGAAAUGAACAAGAUCAAGAAUCAACUGACAGGAGAAUGGGGUGCCGUUCCAGAUGUAGCUCGUCACUACAAAAGAAACAACCUCGGCUGGGUCGCCGUUGGUGAUGAAAAUUACGGAGAAGGAAGUUCCCGCGAGCAUGCAGCCUUAGAACCAAGACAUUUGGGCGGACGUGCCAUCAUCGUCAAAUCGUUCGCACGUAUUCACGAAACUAACCUCAAAAAGCAAGGACUUUUGCCUUUAACAUUUGCGAACCCCAGUGAUUAUGAUAAGAUCCAGCCUACUGAUAGAAUUAGUAUUAAAGGUCUUAGCGGUUUGGCACCCGGUAAACAGGUGGAAUGUGAAAUCAAACAUAAAGAUGGGAAGGUUGAGAAGAUUCUUCUCAAUCAUUCGCUCAACGAACUCCAGAUUGGAUGGUUUAAAGCUGGAAGCGCACUUAACCGCAUGAAGGAAAUAGCGGCUUAGAAAGCCUUUUGUAGGUGAUUUUUUUCAUGAUAUUGUCGCAAUUCAAAAAUUAAUUUUAUUUAAUUUGUUCACUUGGUCUUGAAGGAUACUUUUGUAUCGUCUGGUUAUAGUGGCAAUGUUUGAUGUCUGCUGUACAUAGUUUUUAAUUCUUUUUUCAUGUUGUUGUCCCGGUUUAUCGUAAUAAAACUAUUGACAAUAAUAAGAA
Zophobas morio is the source of this 2826-nucleotide messenger RNA. RefSeq names its product probable aconitate hydratase, mitochondrial. Bases 255 to 2621 code for a protein of 788 amino acids. Gene Ontology annotation, biological process: tricarboxylic acid cycle. The transcript is spliced from 8 exons. Gene Ontology annotation, molecular function: aconitate hydratase activity; 4 iron, 4 sulfur cluster binding. Gene Ontology annotation, cellular component: mitochondrion; cytosol. The record is from RefSeq and is a predicted model, not a curated record. Lineage: Eukaryota; Metazoa; Arthropoda; Insecta; Coleoptera; Tenebrionidae.